UCGAGUUAGAUUGUAUGUAUUUAUUAAUAUUAAUUUUUAUUUUAAAAAUACUUUUGGGAUUGAUUACUCUGCACUGACGAUUUGCGAGCACGAUUUACGGCCUAUGUACCCCAUCAGUUUCAUGCUAUUCGUCAAAACAGCGAAGAAAAUAGAGCAAAUUGCCGAAGACAGGGCUCCUUUUAAUUUCCUUUUCCUUAACAAUUGACUUUGGUAAACUCCGACCUGGCAACCUUUGAGAACGCGAUAUUCGAGAUUUAUUUUUCAUCUGGCAAUGUAUUGAAGCUUCACCUGAAGGGACAAGGGCAGGAGAUAUACGGGAACAUCAGCACCUGCAAGUUCCCGUCCAAGCCUCUCACUACCCUGACAUGGAAACAUAGCGCUGUUCCUUCAGUGUCAUUCGGCCAAAAUUCUGGAGCUUCCUAACAAGUGGAUUGACUGCAGUGGCUUAAAAAGCAGCUCACCACCAACUACUUUCUUAAGGGCAAUUAGUGAUGCAUUAUUAAUGCCAGCAAUACUACUACAAAUGCCACUAGAAUCAAGUUUGUCAAAAAAAAAUCCCAGAAAACACAUUUCUGGUCCUCAGGACUUAUGAAAGGUCUUAGGUUCUGUGGACUAAGGAAGAAAUAUUGGCCCAAGGAUGUUCCUUUGCACCCCAAACACUCCCCCAAACUCCUGUUUAAAACAAAUGGAAUGACAACAUUCUGCACAGGAGGCAUAGAAAUUGAGAAAGGACAGAAACUUGGAGGUAGUGCAUUCAGUUUCAGAAUGGACAACACUAAAUCAACACUGUUAAAAACAGUUGAAGAACUGACAGAUGAGGAGUACACCAAACUUCAAUUUUUGCUGGGAGAAACCCCUGGGAAAACAAAAAUUCCAAGAGGAAAGCUACAAAACAAGUCAAAAGUGGAGCUCGUACAAACAUUAAUUAGUUACCAUGGCAAUCAGGCAGCCAAAGUUCUGACAAAAGGAUUGUUGAAUAUACCUCGCAAGGAUCUUCUUCCAAUCAAAGUUGGGUGCAACGGGCAGGAGGGAGUGUGCAAACAGACAAUUGGCAUUAAAACAAUAGGUCCAGUAAAACGCAAAAAUAGACAAUCAACCAAAUUACAGCAAAUGCAAAGUAGAAAGAAACAAAAAAUUGAAUCAACAGCAAAAGUGCCAUUCAUCAAAGGUACCAAAGUGUCUCAAGGCAGUCUGGCCAUAUUACAGCAAAAGCAAAGUGCAAAGGAACAAAAAAUUAUCUCAACAGUAAAGAAAUUUGUACCUCAGAUCACAACUUUAAAGGAACUGAAAGCACUGCAAUUAACUGAAAACGAUUGUCGGAAAGAUCUGAUUGUCAGAGGGAAGAUUAUUGAAAAGUUCACCCAUAAUUACAUAAGUCGUCAAAAAAAGAAAAUGAAGGUUUUCCAUGCAACAAUAGCAGAUGAAACCGACACCAUCCAAGUGAAAGUGUAUAACAGAGAACAGAAGGAAUUUUGUAAAGGUGCCAAUGUUCAGAUAACCAGUUUUAUAUUUUCAAAUGAGGUGAUGAAGGUAACAAAAAUCUCGCAAAUCACCAGACUGGAAAAAGAUGCAAUCAAAGUGUUAGAAGAUGUACCAGUCCUCAGUCUGAGAGAAAUCAAACAAAAGCCUGCAGGAACGUUUGUAAAUGGAUGUUUCAAGAUCAUAAAGGUUUCAAACCCACCAAAAAAAGAUACAUUUCCACUUUAUGUUACUGUUGCAGAUGAAUCAGAUGAAAUUGAUGUUGUCAUAUUCAAGCCAUCAAAAACAUUGUCCUUUGAGACAGGAAAAGAACUGAAGAUGAUGGGUUUUAAAGUGAAAGUGUACAAAAAUGUCAAACAGCUUUAACAUCAAAAUGGCAGUUAUUUGAAGGUGCUGUGA
Molecule: messenger RNA, 1878 nt
Organism: Rhincodon typus (whale shark)
Lineage: Eukaryota; Metazoa; Chordata; Chondrichthyes; Orectolobiformes; Rhincodontidae
Product: interferon-inducible protein AIM2
Biological process (GO): cellular response to interferon-beta; regulation of apoptotic process; activation of innate immune response
Molecular function (GO): protein binding; double-stranded DNA binding
Source: RefSeq, a predicted model, not a curated record